This is a messenger RNA of Acanthosepion pharaonis, 1671 nucleotides long. NCBI's taxonomy places the organism in Eukaryota, Metazoa, Mollusca, Cephalopoda, Sepiida, Sepiidae. The record is from the annotation of a GenBank genome assembly.
AUGCCCAAAAGAAAAGCCAGUAAAGUCGUUGAAUCUGCUUCAGAAGAGAGUGAUCAUUCUCCAGUGGAAAAUGAUGAUGGUGAUCAUGCCUCACGCACUCGAGUUACUCGCAGAUCUUCUGAUGUUUCUUCAAAAAAACACUCUCCAGAAAAGAAAGAGACGCGAGUAAAAACAAAGAAAGGAUUACAGAAAAGUGCUUCAAAGAAAAAGAAAGAGAAAAGCCAGUCUGAAUCAAGUUCUGAUACAGAAGCAGAUACAAAUGCAAUCAUAUCUUCUCAAGAAGAGAAGAUUGCACAUGAUAAAUUACAGGCUCUUUAUGGGUUUGCAGAAAAACGUGCCACUCCACUCACAGACUACAAUGAAAAUUCCAGAUGUCCAUUUCCAGGAUGUGAUUCUCAAGGUCACAUGACAGGAAAACAUGAAACCCACCGAACAAUAUCAGGAUGCCCGCUGUACCAUAAUACAACUGCAGAUGAGUGUAAGAAACGAUUUGAAGAAAGGCAAAAAUCUUCAGAAGAAAGGAAAAAGAUUGUCAAAAAUUUAAAUGAGAGGCGAGACCUUCGGCGGCUGCAACCAACAGAAGAACAGAAAGAGAAGACUCAGAAAGUUUCUGAAAUUCGAAAGAAGGGCAAUGUCUCACUAUCACAUGAGUUGAAAAGUGAACAUUUAGCCCAUAGAGAGAAACAUGGCCGCAGCCGGGAACCACUCUUGAAAGGCCUUGCUUCCCAUUAUGAUUUACGGCUCUUCAGAGAAGCCCAGGCACGAGCCUGUGAGCAAAUGGAGCAUGAAAUGACGCAACAUUAUCAACUCAGUGAUAUUCAAGAAUAUCGAAUAAAGAAGCUAGAAAUUGGCCGGUUUGAAAUGAAUACGUGGUACUCUUCUCCAUACCCCGAUGAGUAUGCUCGAUUGCCAAAAGUUUAUUUGUGUGAAUUUUGUCUCAAAUAUAUGAAAACUGCAACAAUAUUACGACGGCAUAUGGCCAAAUGUGUUUGGCGGCAUCCUCCUGGUGAUGAAAUUUACAGGAAAAAUAUUAUUUCUGUAUUUGAAGUGGAUGGGCAGAAAAAUAAGGUUUAUUGUCAGAACUUAUGUUUGUUGGCGAAAUUAUUUUUAGAUCACAAAACACUUUACUUUGAUGUGGAGCCUUUCUUAUUUUAUGUGAUGACUGAAAACGAUUCCAGUGGUUGCCAUAUUGUUGGAUAUUUUUCAAAGGAGAAGAAUUCUUUUCUGAACUACAAUGUGUCUUGCAUACUCACUCUGCCACAGUACAUGCGUCAGGGCUAUGGCAAAAUGUUAAUCGAUUUCAGUUAUUUGUUAAGCCGAAUGGAGCAAAAAAUUGGGUCUCCAGAGCGUCCACUUUCUGAUUUAGGUCUUAUCAGUUACCGAAGUUAUUGGAAAGAAGUACUCUUGAAUUACUUGCACCGUUAUAAGGGAACAGAAAUCUGCAUCAAAGAUGUGAGUCAAGAAACAGCCAUUAAUGCAAAUGAUAUUGUCAGCACGUUACAGGCACUAGGAAUGCUCAAAUAUUGGAAAGGGAAACAUUUAGUUCUGAAGAGACAAGAUUUGAUUGAUGAGUUUCUGGAGAAAAAAUCAAAACGUCCACCAGAUUUUAAGACAAUUGAUUCAAACUGUUUAAAAUGGACAGCACCUUCAAAACGUGCUCUUCAGGUUUGA